CCUGUCCUCAGUGUUCGCUGACUAAAUUAUAAACCCUAGUUCUCCCAAUUUAAAUCCUAACCUAGGCCCAUUCCGUUCCCCUUGAACACCUAGCCUUCCUUUGUUUUCUCAAUCCUCCGAGAUGACUAAGGUCUACGGCACCGGUGCUUACGAUUUCAAGCGCCACCGCGUGGCUGAAUACCCGGUUGAUUUGCCCAACCAGCUGGCCGACAAGCCGGUAGAGUCUACACCCGGCGGGUCCCUGCCCAGUUCCAUUACUCUCUCCGAGAUACAGAGGGACCGGCUGACUACGAUUGCCACCGCGAACUGGCUCAAGUCCGAUGACGGUAACUCGGAGAAUAGAGGCUUUGAUGCCGAGCUGGUGAAGAAGAUAUAUGAAACGGAGUUGAAGGUUAGUGAAGGGAGGAAGCCGGUGCUCUUGCAGAGAGUCAUGAUUCUGGAGGUCAGUCAGUAUUUGGAGAACUACCUCUGGCCGAAUUUUGAUCCUGCAACGGCGACUUUUGAGCACGUUAUGUCCAUGAUUCUCAUGGUCAAUGAGAAGUUCCGUGAGAAUGUGGCAGGUUGGAGAUGCUUCUAUGACCGCAAAGAAGCAUUUAAGGGAUUUCUUGAGAGGGUUCUACGGUUGAAGGAGGGUAAAGAUAUGAGCAUUGCGGAGAAGACAAAUUAUCUGGUUUUUAUGAUUAAUGCCUUCCAGAGUUUGGAAGAUGACGUUGUUAGGGAAAUAGUUCUAAAAUUAGCACAUUUAAAGUCAUGGCACAGUUUGUCAUACGGAAGAUUUCAGAUGGAGCUCAGCAUUAACCCUGCUUUGGUGAAGAAAUGGAAGAAGAUGAUAAAGGGGGAUGCUAAGGAGGCAAAAGCUCAAGGGGAGACUUUUAACCCUUCAAAUUCAGUCGAGGCCAAGUUCUUGAGAGAUCUUAUCGAAGAGUUUCUUGAUGUGCUUGAUUUCAAGGGUGUUCCAGCAAAGAAUACUGUUACCGAAGAUGACGUACUUCAUAUUGUGCAUCAACAGGUUGACGAUGCAGUGGUUUUGUAUAGUGAGAGGUUUAUGGAAUUUCUUAUCGACUUAUUAAGCCAGCUGCCGACUAGGAGGUAUCUGAGGCCUCUAGUUGCUGAUGUUGCUAUUGUCCCAAAAUGCCAUUUGAGUCCUCUAUACAGGCAUGAAAAGGGGAAGCUCUUUGCUCAAUUGGUUGACUUACUGCAGUUCUAUGAGAGAUUUGAGAUUAAUGAUCAUCUUGGGACACAAUUAACUGAUGAUGAAGUUCUUCAAGCUCACUAUGAUCGGUUCUUUGCUUUUCAGCUUCUUGUUUCUAAACAGAUACCCAAGUUACGAGAACUUGCAUUAUGCAACAUUGGUUCAGUUCACAAGCGGGCUGAUCUCUGCAAGAAGUUGUCUGUCCUUUCUUCUGAAGAGUUGAAGAACUUGGUUUGCUGCAAGCUCAAACUUGUAUCUGAAGAAGAUCCCUGGUCCAGAAGCUAUGACUUCCUUAUUGAAGUUAUGGUCUCCUUCUUUGAGAAACAGCAGUCUCAAAAGGAAUCUAUAAAUGCUCUACCCCUCUACCCGAAUGAGCAGAUUAUGUGGGAUGAGAGUGUUGUGCCAAGCAUUAACUACUCCGGAGAGGGUUGUCUCGCACUUCCGAAGCUUAAUCUACAGUUCUUGACACUGCAUGAUUAUCUUCUCAGAAAUUUUAAUCUGUUUCGCCUUGAAUCAACAUAUGAGAUUCGUGAAGAUAUUCAGGAAGCUGUACCCCACCUUCUUCCAUAUAUUAACAACGAGGGAGACACUGCUUUCCGUGGUUGGUCAAGAAUGGCUGUUCCAGUAAGAGGAUUCAGGAUUAGUGCUGUCAAACAGCCUAACAUUGGUGAAGUUAAGCCAUCUUCUGUGACAGCACAAGUGACGUACAGCAUUUCCAGCUAUAGAUCCCAGGUUCGAUCAGAGUGGGAUUCCCUUAAGGAGCAUGAUGUUUUGUUUUUGCUUUCGAUUCGACCCUCAUUUGAACCUCUGAGUGCUGAAGAGGCUGAAAAGGCUAGUGUUCCGCAGAGGCUUGGCCUCCAAUUUGUACGAGGAUGUGAAGUUAUUGAGAUUCGUGAUGAAGAGGGAAAGCUUAUGAAUGAUUUUACUGGAAGGAUUAAGCGAGAUGAGUGGAAACCCCCAAAAGGGGAACUCAGAACAGUAACUGUUGCUUUAGACACUGCCCAGUACUACAUGGAUGUGUCUGACACUGCAGAAAAAGGUGCAGAAGAUGUCUAUGGGACUUUCAAUGUGUUGAUGAGGAGAAAACCCAAGGAAAAUAACUUCAAAGCAAUUUUAGAAUCUAUAAGAGAUCUUAUGAAUGAAUACUGUAUUGUACCUGAGUGGCUGCAUAAGAUAUUUCUGGGCUAUGGAAAUCCAUCUGCUGCACAAUGGACCAACAUGCCCGACCUUCUUGAAAAAGUAGAUUUCAAGGACACCUUUAUAGAUGCAGAGCACUUGAAGGAGAGUUUUCAAGAUUACCAGGUGUGUUUUGUUAAUCAGGAUGGUGUAGAGAGUCUGGAUCCAAGACCUCCUUUUCGAAUUACUAUUCCCAGAACUCUGAAGUGCAAUCCCAAUGCACUUCCAGAUAAGAGGAAGGCUACUACUGAUUCAGUGGAUGAUGUCAAUAUGGCGGAUCAAGCACAUGAGAAAGAGAGACUUACUGUUGAGACAUACAUUCCAACUGAUCCGGGGCCUUACCCCCAAGAUCAGCCAAAGCAGAACUCUGUUAGAUUCACACCCACACAGGUUGAAGCAAUUAUUUCUGGCGUCCAGCCGGGUCUCACUAUGGUUGUAGGGCCACCUGGUACUGGGAAAACUGAUACAGCUGUUCAAAUCUUAAAUAUACUCUACCACAAUUGUCCCUUGCAGAGGACAUUGAUAAUCACUCAUUCAAAUCAGGCUCUCAAUGACCUCUUUGAGAAGAUAAUGCAGAGAGAUGUCCCCGCCCGGUAUCUUCUUCGCUUGGGCCAGGGAGAGCAAGAGCUAGCAACUGAUCUUGAUUUCAGCAGGCAAGGUCGUGUAAAUGCAAUGCUUGUUAGACGGUUAGAGCUGCUUAGUGAGGUGGAAAGGCUUGCAAGGUCUCUUCAAGUUCCCGAGGAUGUAGGCUAUACUUGCGAGACUGCAGGAUAUUUUUGGUUGCUUCAUGUGUAUUCUCGCUGGGAGCAAUUCAUUGUUGCUUGUAAAGAUAAUAAAGAUAAACCGACUUUUGUCCAGGACAGAUUUCCCUUCAAGGAGUUCUUUUCAAACACUCCUCAGCCAUUGUUUACAGGUCAGUCAUUUGAGAGGGACAUGCGGGCAGCUAUGGGGUGUUUCCGUCAUCUUAAGACUAUGUUCCUAGAACUAGAGGAGUGUAGGGCAUUUGAGUUGCUGAAGUCAACAGCUGACAGAGCGAAUUAUCUUAUGACCAAGCAAGCGAAAAUAGUAGCCAUGACUUGCACUCAUGCAGCCUUGAAGCGAAGGGACUUCCUUCAGCUGGGUUUCAAGUAUGACAACUUGCUGAUGGAAGAAAGUGCCCAGAUUUUGGAGAUCGAAACGUUCAUUCCGAUGCUACUUCAGAGGCAGGAGGAUGGUUAUGCAAGGCUCAAGCGUUGCAUUCUCAUUGGCGAUCACCACCAGUUACCUCCUGUUGUGAAGAAUAUGGCUUUUCAGAAGUACAGUCACAUGGACCAGAGCUUGUUCACAAGGUUCGUUCGACUGGGAAUCCCUUAUAUUGAGCUCAAUGCACAAGGUAGAGCCCGGCCAAGCAUAGCCCAGCUUUACAAUUGGAGGUACAGGGAAUUAGGAGACCUUCCUUAUCUAAGGGAUGAUCCGAUAUUCCGUAGGGCGAAUUCGGGAUUCUCGUAUGACUAUCAGUUGGUUGAUGUUCCCGAUUAUCAUGGAAAGGGUGAGAGUGCACCAUCUCCUUGGUUCUACCAGAAUGAAGGAGAGGCUGAAUAUGUUGUGGCAACAGUUGAUAAAUUCCAGGGGCAGCAAAAUGAUUUUAUCUUGCUCUCGCUUGUCCGAACUCGCUUUGUGGGUCACCUGCGUGAUGUUAGAAGAUUGGUUGUUGCAAUGUCUCGUGCUCGACUGGGGCUAUAUGUGUUCUGCCGUCGAUCACUUUUUGAACAGUGCUACGAACUGCAGCCUACAUUUCAACUCCUACUAAAACGGCCUGACAACCUUGCCUUGAAUUUGCACGAGACCUCACCUUACACUGAACGUCCUGCUGAAAACAGUGGACAGUGUUACCUUGUCAAUGGUGUGGAGGAGAUGGCCCAAAUUGUUGCUGACAAAAUCAAUCAAUUGCAUCAGGCAAGGAUAAUGAGCUACCAGUUUCAGCAGUCUAUGGCGUACUCGUCCACUGUACCAUCCCUUGAGAAUGAUGCAGCUGAAGGUGUGCCUGAUGGAGACAUUCCACAGGAAGCUGAUGCCACGAUGAGUGAUCAAAAUGAGGACCUCCCUAAAGAUGGUCAAUCAGAAGUGGAGAAUGGUGUGCUUCCUGGAACCUUGUUGGCGAAAUCCCCUACAGAAGUGAAUGUCAUUGCUGGCGAUCAAAGUGGGAGUCAAGCAAUUACGAUUCAAUCUGAUGAGGAAGCAGAAGAUUCGAACAACGACCAAACAAGAAUGGAGGAGUAAUCCUGGGGUUAGAAUACUCAGUUUGAUUGAACUCCGAUUUUCCCUGUUAGCAACGGGUGAUUGUAGUUCUUUUGUCCAACUUUCCAUUACAGCGAUGGUCGUGAUUUCAUGUAAUUGUGCACUUUGAGUAUUCUGCAUUGGUGAAGAAGGUACGUGCAUCCAUAUCUGUGAAAGGACGAGGCUGCAAGUGAGUUUUUGUAGCGAUUUCGAUCCACUAAUUGGUUAACGAGAGGAUGAAUAACGUUUUAGAUCCACUAAAGUUGCAGCGAAGCAGCAUGUAAUUUCACAGUAGUAUUACUCUGCAUUUGCUAGGUGAUGGAUAAGCUGACCAGUUCUGUUGUACUCCUUGAAUGUCCUCGUAUCUUGUUAAUCUAUCCCUGUUGCUUUUUUUUUUUAUCUCAAAACCGCAUUAUUAUUAUUAUUAUUAUUAUUAUUUUGUAUACAGCAAGCCUUUCAUUUUCAUGUGCCAUGCUGCUAGCAGCUGUUGUUAUUGGUUUGAUUGAAGCACAAAAUGCAUGCAUUCGUAUAAUCUAUACAUUCUUUCAUGUUUUUUUCAAACAAUGAAUUUUUAAAAAUCACAUUCUUACUACAUGCAUAAUUU
Molecule: messenger RNA, 5228 nt
Organism: Linum tenue
Lineage: Eukaryota; Viridiplantae; Streptophyta; Magnoliopsida; Malpighiales; Linaceae
Source: the annotation of a GenBank genome assembly